AUGUACCGCGACGGCUUCCUCAUACUCAAGGACGUCUCGAUGCGCUCGAGCAUGGGCAAGCCCAUCAUCGUCUUCGUCGUCUUCCAAGAGGGCGUCCUGAGCUUCUACUCGGACAAGGGCGGCAUCUUGCUCGGCAGCCUCGCGCUGCCUGGCCGCAUCACCAAGGUCAAGGCCGAGUGCGACGUGCCCACGCAGCUGCCGCAUCGCUUCACCGUUGCAUCGACCGAAGUCACGCGCAUCGAAGGCCGCCGUAUCAAGCUCGGCGAGACGCGGACGCUCGAGCUCAGCGCGCCGACACACGACCUCAUGAAGGAGUGGGCCAAUUCGGUCCACCUCUGGCGGCGCAUGAACUGGAAAGACGACGUCACGUUCUUCGAGUCAUACGAGCGCAUGGAGCACACGGAUGAGCGCUCGCUCUUGCGCAUGUUCUUGAAGAUGGGGCCAGAGCCGGACGCGACGCGGCCACGGUCGCGGUCACGCAUCAAGAUGCUCUCUCCGAUUAUCAAAGCGUUCAAGCGACGAACGAUGACCGCAUAG
Molecule: messenger RNA, 537 nt
Organism: Saprolegnia parasitica CBS 223.65
Lineage: Eukaryota; Oomycota; Saprolegniomycetes; Saprolegniales; Saprolegniaceae
Exons: 1
Coding region: 1-537 (178 amino acids)
Source: RefSeq, a predicted model, not a curated record